AUGAAGGUAGUCUUUAUACUAGCUGUGGCUAUUGUGGCCAUCAAUUUGGAUGUAAGUUUUGCGGCUUCAACUACUGGUGGAUCAGGCACCGGAACAACUGGAACCGGUACUGGAACAGGCACAGGAACAGGUACUGGAACUGGUACUGGAACUGGCACUGAAACAACUACAACCACCACAACAACGACAACAGAGGCACCCACAACAACAACAACCACAACUGUAAAGACACCAACAACUAAGAAACGUGUACAUCGUCGCAAGCGUCGCAUAAUCAUUAUCCGUAAGAUUCACCGUAAACGUGAAGCCGCCAAACGAGGUUAA
Messenger RNA from Drosophila willistoni, 324 nucleotides. RefSeq names its product period circadian protein-like. Lineage: Eukaryota; Metazoa; Arthropoda; Insecta; Diptera; Drosophilidae. The record is from RefSeq and is a predicted model, not a curated record. The coding region runs from base 1 to 324 and encodes 107 amino acids. The transcript has a single exon.